Molecule: messenger RNA, 4218 nt
Organism: Neofelis nebulosa (Clouded leopard)
Lineage: Eukaryota; Metazoa; Chordata; Mammalia; Carnivora; Felidae
Gene: MBTPS1
Product: membrane bound transcription factor peptidase, site 1
Exons: 23
Coding region: 462-3614 (1050 amino acids)
Biological process (GO): proteolysis
Cellular component (GO): Golgi apparatus
Molecular function (GO): serine-type endopeptidase activity
Source: RefSeq, a predicted model, not a curated record
CCCAGGCGUCGCUCUCCCCGCCCCGGUCGCGCCGUCUCGCGAGAGUUGGGAGUAAACAGCCCCGAAUGGAGACGCGAGGCGUGUUCGCUGCGGAGGCGCCGUUAUCCCGGGCCCGCGGGACCCGAGCUUGAGGCGGUCGGAGGCCGCCAGGGCGCCCCGAGUGACCGCCGCCCGCUCGACCGUGGUUCUGUGCUGCAGAUGGCGUGUAGGACUCACUUGUCUGGGCCGCAGUGAGAGGCGCCUGAGGCCCAAGAUGGAGAAGAAACGAAGAAAGAAAUGAAAGCCUCCUUUCAGGCCAAACCACAAAAGGCCAUGAAAUUUAACUUUUAUUUACGUCGGACAAGACUGUAAAACGGCCGAUCAAUGAUGUUUCGGCUCUUCGCCGAGACAAAAAUUGACUAAUAAUCCAGGAAGAAAAAAGUGCGAUUUGAAUAUAUGAGGUUUUAUGACCAUAGUCACUUAUGACCAUGAAGCUUGUCAACAUCUGGCUGCUUCUGCUAGUGGUUUUGCUCUGUGGGAAGAGACAUCUGGGUGACAGACUGGAGAAGAAGGCUGCUGAAAAGGCCCCGUGCCCUGGCUGUUCCCACCUGACUUUGAAGGUGGAGUUCUCCUCAACGGUCGUGGAAUAUGAAUAUAUUGUGGCUUUCAAUGGAUACUUCACAGCCAAAGCUAGAAAUUCUUUUAUUUCAAGCGCCCUGAAGAGCAGUGAAAUAGACAACUGGAGAAUCAUUCCUCGAAACAACCCAUCCAGUGACUACCCUAGUGAUUUUGAGGUGAUUCAGAUAAAAGAAAAACAGAAAGCGGGGCUGCUAACCCUUGAAGAUCAUCCCAACAUCAAACGGGUGACACCCCAGCGGAAAGUCUUUCGUUCGCUCAAGUACGCGGAGUCGCCCUGUAACGAGACCCGGUGGAGCCGCAAGUGGCAGUCGUCCCGGCCCCUGCGCAGAGCCAGCCUGUCCCUGGGCUCCGGGUUCUGGCACGCCACGGGAAGGCAUUCGAGCCGGCGGCUGCUGAGGGCCAUCCCGCGCCAGGUGGCCCAGACCCUGCAGGCGGACGUGCUGUGGCAGAUGGGCUACACAGGCGCUAACGUGAGGGUUGCUGUUUUUGACACUGGGCUCAGCGAGAAGCACCCCCACUUCAAAAACGUGAAGGAGAGAACCAACUGGACCAACGAGCGAACACUGGACGACGGGCUGGGCCACGGCACGUUUGUGGCAGGUGUGAUAGCCAGCAUGCGGGAAUGCCAAGGCUUUGCUCCGGAUGCAGAACUUCAUAUUUUCAGGGUCUUUACCAAUAACCAGGUAUCCUACACCUCCUGGUUCCUGGACGCCUUCAACUACGCCAUCCUGAAGAAGGUGGAUGUGCUGAACCUCAGCAUCGGCGGCCCCGACUUCAUGGACCAUCCCUUCGUCGACAAGGUGUGGGAAUUAACGGCUAACAACGUAAUCAUGGUUUCUGCUAUUGGCAACGACGGGCCUCUAUACGGCACUCUGAAUAACCCUGCUGACCAAAUGGACGUGAUUGGAGUGGGCGGCAUUGACUUUGAGGAUAACAUCGCCCGCUUCUCUUCAAGGGGAAUGACGACCUGGGAACUCCCAGGAGGCUACGGCCGUGUGAAGCCCGAUAUUGUUACCUACGGUGCUGGAGUGAGGGGAUCCGGUGUGAAGGGGGGCUGCCGAGCCCUGUCGGGGACCAGCGUGGCCUCUCCGGUGGUCGCCGGGGCGGUCACCUUAUUGGUAAGCACAGUCCAGAAGCGAGAGCUCGUGAACCCGGCCAGCAUGAAGCAGGCCCUCAUCGCGUCCGCCCGGAGGCUUCCAGGUGUCAAUAUGUUCGAGCAAGGCCAUGGCAAGCUGGAUCUGCUCAGAGCCUAUCAGAUUCUCAACAGCUACAAACCGCAGGCAAGUCUGAGCCCCAGCUACAUAGAUCUGACUGAGUGUCCCUACAUGUGGCCGUACUGCUCCCAGCCCAUCUACUAUGGAGGGAUGCCAACGAUCGUCAACGUCACCAUCCUCAACGGCAUGGGCGUCACGGGAAGAAUUGUAGACAAGCCUGACUGGCAGCCCUACUUACCACAGAACGGGGACAACAUCGAAGUGGCUUUCUCUUACUCCUCGGUGUUAUGGCCUUGGUCAGGCUACCUGGCCGUUUCCAUCUCUGUCACCAAGAAAGCGGCCUCGUGGGAAGGCAUCGCGCAGGGGCACGUCAUGGUCACCGUCGCUUCCCCGGCGGAGGUGGAAUCAAAAAGUGGUGCAGAGCAGACGUCAACCGUGAAGCUCCCGAUCAAGGUGAAGAUCAUUCCUGCUCCCGCCCGGAGCAAGAGGGUUCUCUGGGACCAGUACCACAACCUCCGCUACCCGCCCGGCUAUUUCCCCAGGGACAACCUUCGGAUGAAGAAUGACCCUCUGGACUGGAACGGUGACCACAUCCACACCAACUUCAGGGACAUGUACCAGCACCUGAGGAGCAUGGGCUACUUCGUCGAAGUCCUCGGCUCCCCCUUCACGUGCUUCGACGCCAGUCAGUACGGAACCUUGCUCAUGGUGGACAGCGAAGAGGAGUACUUCCCCGAGGAGGUGGCCAAACUGAGGAGGGACGUGGACAACGGCCUUUCGCUCAUCGUCUUCAGCGAUUGGUACAACACGUCCGUCAUGAGAAAAGUCAAGUUUUACGAUGAAAACACAAGGCAGUGGUGGAUGCCGGACACCGGAGGGGCUAACGUCCCUGCUCUGAACGAACUUCUGUCUGUCUGGAACAUGGGGUUCAGCGAUGGCCUGUAUGAAGGGGAUUUUACCUUAGCAAACCAUGACAUGUAUUACGCGUCAGGAUGCAGCAUCGCUAAGUUUCCAGAAGAUGGCAUAGUGAUCACACAGACUUUCAAAGACCAAGGAUUGGAGGUCUUAAAGCAGGAAACAGCCGUGGUCGAAAACGUCCCCAUUUUGGGACUUUAUCAGAUUCCAGCGGAGGGUGGAGGCCGGAUUGUGCUGUACGGAGACUCCAACUGCUUGGAUGACAGUCACCGACAGAAGGACUGCUUCUGGCUCCUGGAUGCGCUCCUCCAGUACACGUCGUACGGGGUGACCCCUCCCAGCCUCAGCCAUUCCGGGAACCGGCAGCGGCCUCCCAGCGGAGCCGGCUCGGUCACCCCAGAGAGGAUGGAAGGGAACCACCUGCACCGGUACUCCAAGGUCCUCGAGGCCCGUCUGGGAGGCCCGGAGCCUCGGGCUCUACCGGCCUGUCCACACCUGUCAUGGGCCAAGCCACAGCCUUUGAACGAGACCGCUCCCAGUAAUCUUUGGAAACAUCAGAAGCUGCUCUCCAUCGACCUGGACAAAGUGGUAUUACCCAACUUUCGAUCGAACCGCCCUCAAGUGAGACCCUUGUCCCCCGGAGAGAGCAGUGCCUGGGACAUUCCUGGAGGGAUCAUGCCCGGCCGCUACAACCAGGAGGUGGGCCAGACCAUUCCCGUCUUCGCCUUCCUGGGAGCCAUGGUGGUCCUGGCCUUCUUUGUGGUGCAAAUCAACAAAGCCAAGAGCAGGCCGAAGCGCAGGAAGCCCCGGGUGAAGCGCCCCCAGCUCAUGCAGCAGGCGCACCCGCCAAAGACCCCUUCGGUGUGACGUCACACCCGCCGACCGUGACAGCCAAAGAGCGCCUCCGAGGACGGCCGCGACGGGCGGGCGGGCUCACUGUCCCCGGGGGCUGAUCCUGUGUCCAGCUGCGGCGUCCGGGGGUCUGUCCUCGGUGGGCCACCCGCGUGCAGGUGCGUGUCGCGGUGGCCGGCGCCCUGCAUGAGGGGCUUGCGGCCCCGCCGCCGGGGAGGCCUCACACGGUGGCCACGCACCGAGAGGGAGGCCACGUUUACACAGGUGAAGGCUGCAGCCAAGCGGAACUGUGUUCGUCCAAGGGCGUUUUCUAUAUUUAUUGUUGGGAAAAGUCACUUUAAAGGCUUGCGCUGUUUGGAAACAAAGCUAUUUUUUUUGUCCGGGGAAUGCGGUUUUUUUACUGUCGCAUCAUGAGGAAUAACACAGAUUCCGUGAUCUCCUUUUCGAUGGAAGGACAGACUGAGAUUGGAAGGAAACUCGCACAAAUCUGUGAGACACAGACCUUGGCUUUAUUUUUAUAAGUAUCGAUCGCCAUCCUGUUUUGUAAGUUGGGGUCUCGAUUUCACCAUUGUCGGUGAAGAAAAUUUUCAAUAAAUACGCAUUACCUGUAUGAAGCUAA